AUGGCAACUAAAAUUUCAACAGAAUUAUUGAUUAUAAUAUUAAAUAAUGUUAAAUCAAUUCAAGAUUUAUAUUCAUCAUUAUUAGUUAAUCGAUUCUGGUGUAAAGUUACGAUACCUAUACUUUGGGAAUUAGUUUUGGAUCAAGAAUUUAAUUGGGAUAAUUUGAGGAAUAAAGCGUUAUGUAUUCGAACUUAUGUAUCAUGUAUGGAUACUCAAGCCAGAACUUUACUUACACGAAAUGGAUUUGAUUUAUCAUCAUCACCGCCUCAAGCUACUUUUGAUUAUCCAUCAUUCACUCAUAAAUUAAGAAUUAAUAAUUUGGCUUAUUUUAAUUCCGAAUAUUUUGAUUCAAGUCAAGUUCCCGAAAAUUAUUCUCACGAUCUAAAUUAUAAUGAUUUGAUUGGUUCAAUUAUCAAGUUACCUGGAGUUUCGAAAUCAGAAUCUCAAGUGCAAUUAUUAGAAAAACUUAUUAGUGUUCAAAAUCUAUCAAUUAUUGGUAAUGUAGAUUUUUAUCAUUUUGAGGAGAAGUCAUCACCAAUUGGGCAAUUUACUUCAUUUAAAAAACUUUAUAUUGAAUAUUGUUUACUUUAUAAAUCGGAUAGUUUAUUCUUUGCUUCAUCAAUUACUCAAUUAAGAGAUUUUCAUUUGGCUAUGGAAAAAGGAUUGGAUGCUAAUUAUUUAUUAUGUAAAUGGCCGAAAGUGUACAGAUUUAGAAUGGGAAUGUUUAGAUCUGAAAGUUUAAGAAAAAUUUUUGAAGUGUGGAUUCGUAAAGGAGGAGGAAGAAAUAAAAAGAUUAUUGUAAAACUUCAAUCACGACUAUUUACAUUAAGUGAUGAGCAUUUUAAAGUUAUUGAUGAAUAUGGAAAUAAACAUUCAGGUUCAGAAUCAUUUAUGAGCUUGAAUUUUUAG
Messenger RNA from Diversispora eburnea, 909 nucleotides. NCBI's taxonomy places the organism in Eukaryota, Fungi, Glomeromycota, Glomeromycetes, Diversisporales, Diversisporaceae. The record is from the annotation of a GenBank genome assembly.